Molecule: messenger RNA, 303 nt
Organism: Cooperia oncophora
Lineage: Eukaryota; Metazoa; Nematoda; Chromadorea; Rhabditida; Trichostrongylidae
Source: the annotation of a GenBank genome assembly
AUGCACUCAUCUGUCACUAAUAUACAACCAACCACAACCGCAUAUACACGCACUGCUCAUAUGGACAACCUUACCGGCUUACAACGAACACCCAUGAUCUCGCCUUACGACCAUCCUCUAGACAUCAAGCAUGAUCCGGCAGAGAAGCGCCAUGAAAAGAGAAACAAGAACGGAUCAUGUGUUGCUCCGGAAGAAGUCCCAUCGGAGAAGCACCCUAUGACCAAGCAGUACCUAUACCAGGCUGGAACCAGACAGUCCCGUUCCAAUGGUGAAAUCGAGGAAAAGCAUUGCAAUUUCUGGUAG